AUGCUUACCGCCAGGCCGAAUCGCUCCAAGGAUGAGUCGGGGGGGCAGCACUGGACACCGUACAAUUGCUCCGGGUGGCCCUAUGGCUACUACAGCACGCAGGGUAGGAGGCCGCACAUGGAGGAUCACUUUCAGGUGUCUGUGUUGAACACUGCCUUGCAUCAGGGCAUCAACUUCUUCGGGGUGUUCGACGGGCAUUCGGGAACUCGAUGUGCAGAAUUCCUCAAGAAGAAUCUUGUUGGAUAUCUUACAAAUUCGAUCAGGAAAGUGAACCUGCCACUUGAGCUGAAUUUGUUUGACAGCUGCUGCAGCAAUGUGGACUUUAACCAAGUGAACGAAUUCAGCAAAGCGAUUUCGAACAGCUACCUUGAAUGCGACCGAAAUUUUCUGGAGAUUGCUGUGAACAAUCGAUGGUUUGACGGGUCGACUGCAACAACGCCUCUCAACCAAACUGGUGCCAGGCAAUCCUUUACCAUCAAUCUGUUUAUGUUGCGAACGUUGGAGACUCGAGAACAAUACUUGCCCGUCUUGGCGAUUCCACUCUCCGACGAUCACAAACCGUCCAGACCCGAUGAACAAGAACGAAUCAUCGCAGCGGGAGGAUCGAUCAUCAAGAUCGGCGUACCACGUGUGGAUGGGCUUCUUGCUACCUCGAGAUCUUUUGGUGAUGGCAGCUUGAAGACUAGUAACAAGGCAGUGAUUGCUGACCCUGAGUACAUGAUCAUGGCGAGCGAUGGUGUGUGGGAUGUCGUCUCGAACAAGCAAGCGGUCGAAAUUGCCAUAAAACAUGAGGACCCACAGAAGGCUGUCGAGAAGAAACCGCUCAAGGGGGGAGUGCGUGAGGAAGACGACGAAGCGGACGUCUUUGAGUGCAAACGCCUUGUGGGAGAGAAGCCUUGCUAUGCCGGCUGGCUGUGGAAACGAAAGACAAAGAAGAAUGGCUUCCUCGACAACUUCACCACAGAGUGGCAGAAGCGAUGGAGCGAUUCGGUAGCUUAUGCCGGUGCUAAGGUCGUCCACUUCAUCCUCGCCUACUACACGGACGACUCGGAAGCCUCGAGGGCUAGCAUAGCCCCCCGCAAGCCGCUUUCACUGGAUCCAACCUACACGGCGAGGCGAGAGGCAGCCAACGACUCCAACGGUCGUUACUGUGUGUCAGUCCAGGAUGCCAAGUCGGGCAAAGUUUAUCUGCUGUCGGCGAUGAGCGAGAGCGAGAUCAACGGCUGGCUGGAUGCUCUCAACAAACUGUUCAAGGAUGCUCCCCAUCCUAUGAACAUGCGCUACUGA
This is a messenger RNA of Guillardia theta CCMP2712, 1287 nucleotides long. RefSeq lists its product as hypothetical. Gene Ontology annotation, molecular function: protein serine/threonine phosphatase activity. Gene Ontology annotation, biological process: protein dephosphorylation. Bases 1 to 1287 code for a protein of 428 amino acids. The transcript is spliced from 20 exons. The record is from RefSeq and is a predicted model, not a curated record. NCBI's taxonomy places the organism in Eukaryota, Cryptophyceae, Pyrenomonadales, Geminigeraceae.